Molecule: messenger RNA, 571 nt
Organism: Calypte anna (Anna's hummingbird)
Lineage: Eukaryota; Metazoa; Chordata; Aves; Apodiformes; Trochilidae
Gene: RPS25
Product: ribosomal protein S25
Exons: 5
Coding region: 107-484 (125 amino acids)
Cellular component (GO): cytosolic small ribosomal subunit
Molecular function (GO): structural constituent of ribosome
Source: RefSeq, a predicted model, not a curated record
CGGAAGUGGCGUCACCCCGAUCCCGAUCUCACGGGGCUUCCGCACGCCUCGCGCCAGGCGCUUCCUUUCUCGUCCGACAUCUUGGGGGAGCAACGGCCGCUGCAGCAUGCCGCCCAAAGACGACAAGAAGAAGAAGGAUGCGGGCAAGUCCGCCAAAAAGGACAAGGACCCGGUCAACAAGUCCGGCGGCAAAGCUAAGAAGAAGAAGUGGUCUAAGGGGAAAGUGAGAGACAAGUUGAACAACCUUGUCCUGUUUGACAAGGCCACCUAUGACAAGCUGUGCAAAGAAGUGCCCAACUACAAGCUCAUCACACCCGCAGUUGUCUCAGAGAGGCUGAAGAUUCGGGGCUCUCUGGCUCGGGCUGCCCUCCAGGAGCUGCUUGGUAAAGGUUUGAUCAAACUGGUGUCCAAGCACCGAGCCCAAGUGAUCUAUACCAGGAAUACGAAAGGUGGAGAUGCGCCUGCUGCUGGGGAGGACGCAUAGGGAGGUUCUCUGGUGACCUCGUCAACUGUGUGUCAUAUAUAGGUGCACACAAUAAAAUUACUGAAAUGAUUUUUCUUGCUUUUUCAA